AUGACUGAAGGUACUCGUCAAUUAGUCACCGAAUGGAUGCAUCAAGAAAAAUAUGGUCAUAAAGGAGAAACAAAACGAAAAUUUUAUGCUGAUCUUGCUCAUGCAAAAGGUGUUAUAAAAGUAGCAGCAGCUGAUGGAAAAGUAACUGACGAAACACGAAAUUGGGUUACAGGAUAUUUAUCUGCUACAGGUGUACCAGAUGAAGUAUUAGAUUUAGCUGAUAAAUUUAAACCGAAUAUGGAAGAUGGUACAGUUCCAUAUCACUCAAAAAGUGGUCUUGAACAUGCUAAAUAUGGUCAAUUAUGGCUUUUUUAUGAUGGAUUCUGUGCUGCAGCAGCUGGUAAUGAAUUAACACCGGAGAAAAUAACAGCAAUCUAUGCAGCAGCUAAAAAAAUGAUAAUUGAUGAAGAAAAAAUUAAACAGGUUCAAGAAAUCUUUGAAAAAGAACAAAGUUUACGUCAAAGACGUUUAGCACUUUUAUUUCCAACUGGUAUUCAUAACGCUGUUAAAGAAGUUACAAUGGAACAAUAG
Messenger RNA from Adineta steineri, 531 nucleotides. NCBI's taxonomy places the organism in Eukaryota, Metazoa, Rotifera, Eurotatoria, Adinetida, Adinetidae. The record is from the annotation of a GenBank genome assembly.